AUGGAGGUAUGUUGCUUAAUCAGAUCGCAUAAUGCAACCUGCUUACUCUGCCCAGCUGCUUCGAUUCGAAACUCUCAUUCGAAAAACCGGAUUGCGAGUGUCAUAGACUCAAUAUCCCAGCACGCGACGGUUUGUGGCUUGGCCAAUGAUAGCCUGGAAACUCUCAUUGAUGUCUUAGCUACCUCGCCAUGCUAUCUCGACCAGUCCUCUGUGGGAAGUAUCGUCAAGAUAUUGUUUCCGAGGAGAAAAGUGUCUGAAAAUGUUGUGGUUAAGGUAGUUGGAAGCCUCGGCCAAGGGCAAAGCAAGCCUUCCCUUGCAACGCAGGCCCUCUUGUUGCGUUGGUUGGUAAUGGUAUACGAUUUCCUAGAGUCCUAUGAUGUUCUCUCGCAGCUCUAUGGCGUUCUAUUCAACCUUCUGGAUAUGAUCACGUUGAGAGGUCAUUUGUGCCAUAUUUUGUCUUCCCUUACGCGAAGAAAACACGUCAAGCCUUUCCGUAUCCAGGCUUUGUAUGUUUUGCUAUUGGCGCACAAACAGAGCCUGGGGAAUGAGCAGCCCUUGCUUGGUCUACUCCAAGUUUACAAGGACUACUACCCCGAUGUGAUUGUGGGAGAAAUCACUACUGCUAGAGCUGGGGUUUUUUCCCAUCCAAACAUAGAAUGGAUGCAAAAGCUUCUUCUAAUUCAAGAAUCGAAUGCCGACGAUUAUUCUGGUCCAUCCGACACUCGGUCUUCAUUUAGGAUUGUGAGAAAGAUUGGUGGCCGAGCCAUGAAAAGGCAAAAAACAAACCAUAUUGCGAUACCUGAGGUUCACACAUUUCGCUCAAUUGAGGCCUCGGUUACCUUGGAAGAUGUUGAAGAUGUGAGCGACUUCGUUAAAAAGCUGGAUAAACUCGAGUUGCCAAAUCAGCUUGUGGCUGUGCUGGAGGAUCCGUUGCUUCGGAAAUUAAUCUCUUUGAAACCGUCAGAUGGGGCAAACCUGAGGAUCAAUAAUUGGCUAGCAGCAUGUUUAUCUGGCGAGCUUGAUUCGCCCUCUGUCUCGGAUCUCAGGAGCGCGGAUAGAACCGAGCAGUUCCUUUCUCGAGUUUUGGAAUACACGCGUUCCGCGAGGCGUUUGCUGCCUGCAGUUGAGGAUUUCCUGAAGAACUACUUGCGGGCUUGGGACGGGAAUUCCCACACCUCGACCCUACUGGGCCUCCUGUGCUUCCUUCCUAUUCGGGAGUUUGAAGAACUGCACAGAAAAUUUUUUACUCUUGUAGAUUGUCAGCUCAACGGUCGUGAUGAGACCUCAACAAUAAAGUUAGUCGCCUUCUACACUGAGCUCAUCCGUCAGUGGGCUAUCACGUACGGAAAUCAAGCCCAGGAAAUUGAGUUCUCCGAGGAGGAGUCUCUAGCCUUGCGCAAUACUCUGAGUCAUGUAGGCCAAAUAUGUUUGGUCGGCCUUGCGAACUUUCCGGGGUCAAAUUUGAUAGCCGAUGCGAUAUUAUGCUUCUAUGAAGGCACUUGCGCAACUCCAUGGGAAAACGGGCUUUUCCGCAUUGUUCUGCCUCCUGAUCAAGUGGUGUACUACUUCGUCUUCUCUGGUGAUGUUAUGACACUGUCAAGGAUCUGCGGCAUACUAUCCAAAUACAAGCGCGGGUUCGAGCUUUCACUACGACAAGCUCAAUCUGGUCACCCAAAUGGGGCGGGGGAAUACCCUCGAGAUUAUGUAAACCAUUUCAAUGGAUUUUUGAUGGACAUAUGUAACCUGGUCUGGAGAAACCGUGCCUUCAAAUGGGGCGGAUCAGACUCAAAGCAAGACCAGAAUGCUCUAGGUUGUACCCUCGCAAAUAAUGUCGCACUUUCCCUCCAGAGAGCAGUAGACGAGCGCGAAGAGUCCCUUCUUACCUUGUUCUCACUCUCACAUUCCGCGGUUCUUGCGCAGUUCUCUGCUGAAUGUUUCCGGAUGUUGGAGAACGCCAACGAUUCAGAAAUGCGUGGGAUUCGACACGCUGGGCCGGUGACACAGAAGUCAUUACAAUUACUUGCGACGAACGGAGGACUAAAGAUAACAUAUUCGGACUUCCGGGUGGCAGUGCUGAGAGCUCUUGGCAAAAAAGGUUUGGGUGGGAUUUGGGAUUUUAUGCACAGUACGAUGAUAUCUCUGAUCCAGUUGACAUCGGGAGCGGAUUCGUCUCGCGCUGCUUCAUUGGGCUAGUUUAUUUGGGGGAUAAUUCUUGUAUCACGGGGAUAGAUAUAACUACAGGGUCGAAAUCGACAUGCGUUGGUGUGAUGGUGAGAGGAGAACUAAGGCUUUUUUCAAUAUUAUUUUCAAUAUUA
Tuber melanosporum (Perigord truffle) is the source of this 2315-nucleotide messenger RNA. RefSeq lists its product as uncharacterized. Lineage: Eukaryota; Fungi; Ascomycota; Pezizomycetes; Pezizales; Tuberaceae. The record is from RefSeq and is a predicted model, not a curated record. The transcript has 13 exons. Bases 1 to 2193 code for a protein of 730 amino acids. Gene Ontology annotation, cellular component: kinetochore; nuclear body; cytosol.